AUGCCGCCCCGCCAACCAUCAACAGCCGGCAUCUCGACAACCACCACCAUUGCGCUCCUCCUCGUCCUCUUCGUCGCCCUGUUCCCGGACCUCUUCCACCUCGUCUGGACACUGCCGCUCAGCCUCGUGAGCCGCGCCGCGACGACGCUCCGUUCCUCAUCCAGGCCCGCGCCACCUACCCUCACCACUACCACCACCACCAUCAUGUCGUCGUCGUCGUCGUCGUCGUGGACGCAGAAGCAGUUCACGCUCCAGCCCAGGUCCCGCGGCUCCUACCUCAUCACGGACCAGGUCGCGGCCGCCGUGCCUGAGAUUCGCAACUACAAGGUCGGGCUGCUGAACCUCUUUGUGCAACACACGAGCUGCGCACUGAGCCUCAACGAAAACUGGGAUGAGGACGUCAGGGAAGACAUGAGCGACGCCCUCGAUCGCAUUGCCCCCGCCGAAGGGCCCAAGGGUCAGGCGCUGUACCGCCAUGACGCAGAAGGGCCCGACGACAUGCCGGCUCACAUCAAGUCUGCCCUGAUCGGGGCCAGCGUCACCAUUCCCAUCAAAGACGGCAAGCUGGCAACGGGAACUUGGCAAGGGAUCUGGUACCUCGAGUUCAGGGCCAGCAAGCAUCAGCGACGCGUCGUGGCCACGAUCCAGGGCGAAAAGAUGUAGACGAACAGGCAGAACAGACGACUUUGUGUUGUUGUAGUUGCGGGGCAGGCUUUGCCACUGAGUAUAAAUCAUUCCAGUAUCCGCUAUUCGUCAUAGCAACACACGAUAUAUAUCCACA
Purpureocillium takamizusanense is the source of this 781-nucleotide messenger RNA. RefSeq lists its product as uncharacterized. The record is from RefSeq and is a predicted model, not a curated record. NCBI's taxonomy places the organism in Eukaryota, Fungi, Ascomycota, Sordariomycetes, Hypocreales, Ophiocordycipitaceae. The transcript has 5 exons. Bases 1 to 663 code for a protein of 220 amino acids.